Messenger RNA from Cuculus canorus (common cuckoo), 3356 nucleotides. It is a transcript of the gene DTNBP1, whose product is annotated as dystrobrevin binding protein 1. NCBI's taxonomy places the organism in Eukaryota, Metazoa, Chordata, Aves, Cuculiformes, Cuculidae. The coding region runs from base 34 to 1191 and encodes 385 amino acids. Gene Ontology annotation, biological process: regulation of synaptic vesicle exocytosis; neuron projection development; anterograde synaptic vesicle transport. The record is from RefSeq and is a predicted model, not a curated record. Gene Ontology annotation, cellular component: neuron projection; cytoplasm; BLOC-1 complex. The transcript has 11 exons.
CCGCCGCCGCCGCCGCGGUCGCAGGCCGGGACGAUGCUGGAAACGCUGCGGGAGCGGCUGCUGAGCGUUCAGCAGGACUUCACUGCCGGGUUGAAGACUUUGGGCGACAAAUCAAGAGAAACGAAAAAAAGCAGGCAGAGAACAGCUCAGUGUUUGCCAGAGUUUUCUGCUGGACUGGAAUUACUGAGCAGAUAUGAAGAUGCUUGGGCUGCCCUUCACAAAGGAGCCAAAGAUUGUGCAAAAGCUGGAGAGCUGGUGGAUAGUGAAGUUGUGAUGCUUUCUGCACACUGGGAGAAGAAAAGAAACAGUCUGGUGGAACUACAGGAUCAGCUCCAACAAAUACCUGGGUUUUUAGCAGAUCUAGAAUGCCUCACGGCAAGCCUCGCCCAGCUAGAGGCGAACUUUGAGGAAAUGGAGAAUCAUCUAUUGUGUCUUGAGGACCUAUGUGAACAGUGCGAGUUGGAAAGAUACAAAUGUGUGCAGACAUUGCAGCUGGAAAACUACAAGAAAAAAAAAAGGAAGGAACUUGAGACCUUCAAAGAUCUGAUACUACUUGGAAUUUUUGUUAUUAUACUGGACUGUAAAAUAGAGAUAAUUGCCUUCAGUCAGUCUUUUUCUGGCCUUUUGGACCUUCAGCCAAUUCCUGAGCUAGAUGCUGAACAUGCACAGAAGGUUUUGGAUAUGGAGCACACCCAGCAGAUGAAGCUAAAGGAACGUCAGAAGUUCUUUGAAGAAGCCUUCCAGCAGGACAUGGAGCAAUACCUUUCUACAGGAUACUUGCAGAUAGCAGAGAGGCGAGAACCGAUUGGAAGUAUGUCUUCCAUGGAGGUCAACGUGGACAUGCUGGAACAGAUGGACCUAAUGGAUAUGUCUGACCAAGAAGCACUUGAUGUCUUUUUAAACUCAGGAGGCGAAGACAAUAAUAUGCUUUCUCCCAUGCUGGGGCCUGACCCCAACACCUAUGUGAAUGAGAUCAGUCUUCAGGUUCCGAGCCAGUCUGAAUUACGACAGAAACUGUCUUCGCUGUCAUCGACCUGCACUGACUCUGCCAGCCAAGAUGCGAGUGAAGGAGAGUCUCCAGUUAUUCAGUCUGAUGAAGAGGAAGUUCAAGUGGACACUGCUCUUGCUGCUGUAACUGAAAGAAAGGGCGCUUCAGAUGUUAGUGAUGAAAGUGACUCUCAAACUAUUUGAAUCUUAAAACCAUAUCCUUUAAGAAUGACUUCUGAAUGAAUGAACACGUGAAUGAAGAGCUUGCCUGAGUAAUGAUUUGCUAACUGAGCAGAACAGCCAGAUCUUUUUACUUAGUCAUUACAGCCUUUUUACAAAAUUGCCAGUCAUGUGGAGGUGGGUUUUUAAACAAAACGAUGCCUAAAGCACACACACUUUAACAGCAGUCGUGGGGCUCAGGGGAGCAGGAAAACUUUUGUAUAUACUAUGUAUAAGAGAAUUAAAGAGGAAGGAUACAAAACUUUGACCACUAACCUUGAAAUGGCUGAUUGGAAAUACUUAAGACUUGAUGUGUAAUACUGAACCCAAAUUGUUCCUUGCAUGUUUUCAGCUGCUGCAACUGAAGAUUUAGGAACCAAACCAAAAUGAAAAGUUAUUUUCUACUCUUUACUACCUACUGUCUGCCUACUGCCUUUGUCUACUAAUGCAGCAGUGUCUAUUCUCUUACACUUCUUAUUCAGGGCCAACUUAGUUAUCAUAGGUUUUAAGGAAAAGAAAAAAGAAACUGAAAAGGAGGAGAGAUGCAUAUUGAAAUGUUACACUCCUCGUGGAGCAGAUAUCUUAGCAUUGUAUAAACUUACUCCUCUUUCGAGAUAAAAUAAAGUAUUUCUAUCCUGACCAUGUCUUUUACUUGAUUACCCAGAUAUUUCAUCCAUGACAGUGAACAGAGGAGACUAAUUGAGAAAGAAAUGGUUAUUUAUACUGAGCACCAGUGUAAUUUAGUUUUCCAUGGUAACAUCUGUUUGACUGCACUGAUGCAGGCCAGCCGUUUAAGGGAAAUAAACCCAAAUGGAUUCUAAAUUAAGUGCCUACAUGUUAUAAACCUUAGGACCUGUAGUCAUCAUCAUCUUUCUGCCAUUUUUUUUUCUGCAGUCACUUUUCUCUCUAAACUCGAGGUCUGAACAUGUCUAACACCUAUUUCUUGUCAAGUCUCGCGCUCUUGUUUGCAGGGAUCUGCUCUCCUUUGAGAAGGCUCCUGGCUCCUGCUCUUCAUGCACGGAGGGAAGGAAUGUAAUCAGAACCAGCGUAAGUAAAAGGAUGAGCUGUGAUGUAGAGACCCCUUCCAAAGACCUGCCCUGACAAAGCUAAUGGUUGGGAAUGAGGCAUCUCCUGCCCCCAGCCAGUUUCCCUAAGGAUUCACUCUGUAGCUGCCAAAGCAUUUCCUGACCCCUCUCGGGGAAAUGACACUGAGAAGCUCUCUGCCUACAAUGAGGUAUUUACUACUUAGCAAGCCAUCUGCUGAAAGAAAUUUUUCUUGAAGGAGCUUAAAUUGUUCUAGAAGGAGCUUUCUUUACUCACUUUCCAGAAGACAGACAAAAUGUCCAAAAAAGUUUUGUUUUUUUAUUAAACCUUGUAGUACAAACCUGGAAAGUAAACAAAAAACUGGCAAUAAACAACAUGAAGUCUUUCCUUACAAGGAAAGAGAGCAGAGCAGCGCUAAUAAAUUAAAUGUCAAACUGUAAGCCAUAGUCAGAAGUUUACUGUCAAGAGGGAAAAGUACACAGCAAGGCCAUAAAAACCAGACAACCACAUUUGAAAAACACUUGACUCUGUUUAUGUUAUUGUUAAAUAUUCCAAAACAGUUCAGUCUUCUGCAACAACAACCAACAAAUUGUAUUAUAGGACUUUCCUGACAGUCACCACUGGCAAGCUCAGUGCAAUAUGGGUAGCUACGGUAUUGUUGAAUUCAAUUACGAAACAAAACAGUUUGUGAAAACAUUUUCCCUUUUUUAUUCCACACAUACUGUACACACAACCAGAAAAGGGCAACAGCUACUCCAAUAUUAUUUUUUGUUGUUGUUCAGUGAUGUAAGCAGCACUUAUAAAUGUUACAAGAAAAACCCUGUAAGCAUCCAAUCCAACCGAUGAAGAAAGUGAAACGUAAGGCUUUUCUUCAUCUCGUCUCCUCGCCAUCCCUCCCCCCACCCCAAGAAAAGGCUCAAGUAUUUAAAAAAAUUUACAGGCAUAUGUACAAAAGGUGUGAUUUUUUUUUUUGUUUUGUUUUGUUACAACAUGAAGAGAAAAAAAAUAGACAAGAUGAAAGCAAAUGCAUUUUCACAUUCAAAAGAAAUAUGCAGACCUGCUAGUGGCUCUAAAUGUGAUCACGUAAUGAAACAAACUCGAAACAA